AUCAUCAUCCGUCGUCAUCGUCUUCGUUCCGUCGCGAGGAGGUCGGCCAUUACGCUAAGUGUGCAAAAGAAACAUCCCGUCGUUAAAAUUCCGUGAUUUUGGUGCCGUUACUGAGCGCGUUGCUAGCCACGGGUACCAGAUUCGUGGGCAGCCACAUCCGGCACGUUAGCGAGUGAACUUCCGGGACGCCGAAUCGACGUGGUUUCGGAGCAGUGGAUGUUUUACUUUUGGUUUCUAGGGGUGGCGACCAAUUGCGACGACUGAAUACGGAAAGAGAGCAUAGAGGUUGGUUUUUCACAACGAAAACUUUCCCACAGCCUUGCUGGAUUUGUGGUUGAGGAAAGUGACAAAAGUCCUCGUGCAAGUCCCGGGUUUUCAACAGUUAGUUCAUAAACGACGAGUUUAGUGAAACGGGAAUAAAAUCGAUUCAUAGCAAGUGAAGUUCAUUGUCGCCAACAACCAGUUUGUAAGGAUUUCCCAAGGUCGGGGUUUCCUCCGAAUGGCGUCUGGCGCGAGCUUUACCGUACCGAGUGGAAGCAGCACCAGUAGCAGCGGCAGCAGUGGCAUUGGACUAAGCAGUGGCGGCAGCAGUGCGAGUAGUUCUAGUUCCAGUUCCAGUGGUGGCCAGAGCCUGGCCCGGGAUGACAGCAAAUGGUACUUUACAUCCGAACAGUUAAGCCAAUCGCCCAGCCGCAAGGCCGGCAUGGACGCCGAUCAGGAGCUCAUGUACAGGCAGCGGGCUGCAAAUCUGAUCCAGGACAUGGGCCAGCGAUUGCAAGUAUCACAACUCUGCAUCAAUACUGCCAUCGUGUACAUGCACCGAUUCUUCGCUUUCCAUUCCUUCACACAAUUCCAUCGGAAUAGUAUAGCGGCGGCCGCACUUUUUCUCGCAGCCAAGGUCGAAGAGCAACCGCGCAAGCUCGAACACAUUAUCAAGGUGGUCAGCAUCUGUCUCAACCUAGAGGCACCCGAUCCUUCCAAGGAGAGCUACGCCGAACAGGCUCAGGAUCUGGUGUUCAACGAGAAUGUGCUCUUGCAAACGCUCGGUUUCGACGUUGCGAUCGAUCAUCCGCACACGCACGUCGUCAAGACCUGCCAUCUGGUCAAAGCUUCCAAAGACUUGGCACAGACUUCUUACUUCAUGGCAUCCAACAGUUUACAUCUGACAACCAUGUGUCUUCAAUACAGACCGACAGUGGUCGCUUGCUUUUGCAUACAUCUAGCUUGCAAAUGGUCACGAUGGGAGAUUCCUCAAUCGAACGAGGGUCGCCACUGGUUCCAGUACGUAGACAAAACCGUCACCUUGGACAUGCUAAAACAGCUGACCGACGAGUUCCUUCAUAUCUUCGAUCGCUGCCCAACGCGGCUCAAGAGUAAGAUGAAAUCGAUACGUGCAGAUCCCUCGGAGGAUUCGAGCAGACGGAGUGGCUCAUCCGGGAUGCCCGCCCCCUCCAUUCCGCGGGGUAUCGACGACGCUGGAUCGUCGUCCUCCUCUAGUCACCACCGAUCGUCAUCAUCGUCGCAUUCACACUCUAAGCAAAGCUCUUCUAGUGGUGACCCAAUGAUGAAACAAUCCUCAGGAAACCACAAAAUUCCUUCCCUUUCGUCGUCGUCGAGUUCGCGAUCGCGAAAUGAUCGUAUCCCAUCAUCGCAGCAACAGAUGCAUGCCCAACAGCAGCAGCAGAUGAUGUCCGGUAGUGGUGGUCAUUACGGUUCAAGCAGUAGCUCCGGAAAUAAGAUGCCAUCUUCAAUGGCACAUCACAGCAGCAGCAGUCGCUCAGGUAUGCCCCCUACUUCUUCGUCCUCCUCUUCGCGAGGGCCAGGCUAUAUGCACGAUGGGUCAUCAAGAGAUUCCAAGAACCGUAUGAUGCCAACGGCUGGAGGAAGCAGCAGUAGUUCCUCAUCCAUGGGAUCGAUGCAUCCGUACGGACAGAACAAAAUGGACCGGCACAGCAGUAGUGGAAGCAACAGCAGCAGCAGUCAGAAAAGCCAAUCGAUGGCCCACAUGGAUAGUAAGAGUGCGAUGAAGGCCUCCAUGAUGGGUGGUCAUUUCAGCGCCACAAGUCAGCCGGAUGGCAGAUCUUCAACUUCCAUGGUGAAGCAACAGCAACAAAUGCCCUACGGGUCUCACCCGCCAAGCUACAGCCAAUCGAUGAGUAACCGUAACAGUGGCAUGCCAACAAAUGAAAGCGUUUCCGUCCCUACAUCGCAGCAGUUUAAAAAUCCUAUGCAACCCAUUCCAACGGGAUCCGAGUCUACCUUCCGACUCAUUGAUGAUAAUAACCGAUUAGCCGAUCCCGUACAGAUAUCAACACCUCCCAAGCAGUCAAAACCCUCGUCGAUUUUCAGUCCAGAUUGGAAGGACAACCAAGGGGACAGCGUAUCGAAUACCGCUGGUAGCAAAUCUCGCUCACAAGUGCACCCAUCAAUUAAUCCUGCCACGGGGAAACCUAUCAAAGAGAGCCCUAGCAGUAGGGAUAAGAAACCAGUUCUGCCUUCGUACGCCGAUCAACAAGGCCAAAAACCUCGUACAGAAACGCCGAAAAAGGACCGACGCACGGAUUCAGGUACAGGUGCUGGAGGUGUCAAUCAUCAACCAAAAUCCGCGGAAAAGAAAUCCUCCACAACAUCGUCAUCAAGCUCAUCGAGCAGCUUGAAACGAUCAUUAGAAUCUAACAUGAUGCCGCCCAUGUCCGGGUCAUUGGGAGGUGCACACACGGGCAGUACUAUUGAUCCUAUUGAACUGCUAGGUAUCAAUAAAAUACCAUCUAGCCAGUCGUCCACAUCCAAACGUUCACUACCCAACAGUGAACAGGUUCGACAAGAAGAUGGAACCGAUUUCCGAGAGGCAAAGUUGAGAAAAGUGGAAGUACCUUCGCCUUCCGAUCAGCUUUUUGCAUCGACAUUCGAGAUGGGCACAACCUUCGAUAAAAAUGAUGACGGAUUUUCAUUGUUUUCAUUCAACGACCCUGGAUCACUACUAUCCCAACCGUUGCUUAGUGAUUCUAAACCAAUAAUCUCUGGUAAAAGUAGUAGUUUCCCCAGUACGCUGAACGGAAUCGAAACGAAUCCGGCGCUUGUGAGUAGUUUGUUGAAAGAGAGUUUAAGCAGCAAUGAAACCAAAUUCGGAACACUCAGCAGCAACAGUGGUUCGAGUAGUGCGUCCAACAUUACAGGAAACACAACCACAAGCGGUAUCUCAUCAGCACCAUCGUUGGCAUCUACCGGUGCUAGUGCUGCCUUAUCAUCAACUUCCAAUCUCAACGCACUGUCCUCAACGCAAAGCGUAUUGUCAAACGUACCUGAUAAAAUCAAGAAAGAGGCUCCAUCGCUUAUCGAUAUCAACGCCCCAGCAACGAUCAGUAGCUUACUCGCCCAACCUACUCCGGCCGUAUCAGCGAUGUCUACGAUACCGACGAUCGCGAGCAACUCUAUCGCCAAAACGUCGAGCGGCAUCGACACUCUUACAGGUGAUAUCUCGGACUCCAAAGACGAUGAUCACCGGUCCAAAUCCGAUAAGAAGAAGAAAAAAGAGAAACAUAAGCACAAGGAAAAGAAUAAAUCCAAGGAUAAAGAUCGGGAAGAGCGUAAAAAACACAAGAAGGAAAAGAAUAGACAUAAGGACCGCGAACGAUCUGAUCAGAGCGCUGAUUCUGGAACGCUCAAUCCGCCAGGUCCGAUCAAAAUCAAGCUUCCGAAGGACAAACUGAAUCUCCCUACACUCUCGGAUGGUGCUACGGCGGGACAUCCUCCAUUGGCAUCGGAUUCAGGGCUCAAGAUUAAAAUACCCAAGGAUCGACUAUCCGGAUCAUCCUCAAUCAACACCUCGGGAUCGGCGACUACCGCGUCUGGUUCCGGAGGCAGUGGUGCCAAUACUGGGCCACCGCCAACAAAUCCGCUCAAGUUAAAAAUCUCCAAGGAUAAAAUUGAAAGCUACAUCAGCGGUACGGAUGGGGUCGGUGGUUUUAACAAUGGAUCCGGGCACGGUCAAGGCGCUGGCGUCACCGGCGGUGUUGCCUUGGGAUCUUCAGGUGGAAGCGGCCAUCACGGUCACAGCAGCAAAAAGAAAGAUCGCGACAAAGAACGUGACAAGGGCAAAUCGAACAAAUCCAGCAGCGAUCACAAGCAGAAUGGUAGCGGAGGGUCAUCUUCAAUAGGUGCUCCGGCCGGGACGACCACUUCCAGUAAAUCUUCCUCCAGCAAGCAAAAAAUAGCUUCCAUGGUAUCGCAACAACAGUAUUCUUUGUUCGGUACUGCGGCCGGUGGUUCUGACCAACAUCCGGCAGGCACGACGGUUCCUGCUAUGCCGCAGCAUCCGGCGAGUUUCGAUUUCAUGCAGCAUGCUCAGGCACCGACACUGCAGCAGCAGCAACAGCAACAACAGUACUACAGUCAGUUCGGUGCCUUCAACACGACGACGUCCCAGCAACAGCAACAGCAGAUGAUGCUGAACACUAGUGCCAUGAAGAUGUCUGGCACAGGAAAUGCAAAUAAUUCUACCGGCGCAUUACCAAACUAUGGUUACUAUGGUUCCGGUAGUCAGAAUAACGGUAGCAACACUGGCAAAAAAUAGCAACUUCCGCAGCCGAGGAAUCCGCUUCUGCUAAGUUUGCGAGUUCGGCAAAGAAAACCCUAGAUUUAAGUAGUUGAAUUAUCUUUUUUUUAAUUAUUUUUUUUUUCAUGUUAAGUUUUUUUUAUACUUUCCAAAACGUUUUCUUUCUGGACAGAAAAUAAAUUAUGAUGUUACUGGUCAUCAUCCGAUUAACUUAAUAGGGACUGUACAUAGUAGUAAAUAUGGAAAUAUAUAGAAUUUGAACACCUUACAAAGCAAUAUUUAUAAUUCGUUUGCUAAUCUCCGUUGCAGAGUGGCACGGAAUGUUAUGAAAAUUAAUGUUAGAAUUUCAAUUUAGGCAUAAUCCCAAGCGGAAUAUCUAUAUCAUUACUCGAGCGCCUAACAGAUAACAGCACUAAUUUUAACCAUAUGGAUGCUAACUGUCUAGUAUAAUGCACGAGUGUGCUUGAAAUUGGAGCUAUUCAUCUGGCGAGAUCUAAAUUGUUAAAACAAAAUACUAUCUAAAAUGUCGAUAAACUGCUGCAGAUAUUCGACUCAAAAAGGUUAGACAAAAUUCGUUCACCAAUCAUCAGCUAUAAAAAAAGGAAUCCCUUAUUCGAUGGCUAGUAUAAAAAAAUUGUCACCAACCUAAAACGGUGAACACUUAAUACACGAAAUCAAGCACAUGAUAGUUGUUAAAUGCGUUAGGGAAACACUAAAAAUUCCUACUAGUUACAGAAAAUAUUUAUAUAUUAAAAACAUCAAGCAUGAAAUGAAAAGUCUGAGCCUGAGAAGUGAAAAAGCAUAGGAAUAUAAAACAAAACACCCAAGCACCUUAUCAGAAAAAAUAAGCAUACUAAAAUCGUAUCGGACCAAUUUCUGUCGCCGAUACGCGCUAAUGAACAUAAACUGAAAAUAAAACUAUGAUAUUGUACUGAAUAAAAUGGAAAAUCCAAUCUUGUAGUUAGUUAAUACAAAAAAAAAGGAAAUAACAAUCGCAUCGUAUCAACUGUUCUGAACGUGGUGGUACAUUUGAAUAAGGAAAAAAAACCCUACUAAACCACUACCUAUACAAGUACAUAAGUGUAGUGAGCAGAGGAAAAGCAUCGAACAAAAAAUGUGAAUAAUAAAAAUAAAAAUAAAUGGCGCACCACGCCUUUACUACUUGCA
Messenger RNA from Uranotaenia lowii, 5722 nucleotides. RefSeq names its product cyclin-T (gene CycT). The transcript is spliced from 9 exons. Gene Ontology annotation, biological process: positive regulation of DNA-templated transcription, elongation; regulation of transcription by RNA polymerase II. Bases 500 to 4573 code for a protein of 1357 amino acids. Lineage: Eukaryota; Metazoa; Arthropoda; Insecta; Diptera; Culicidae. Gene Ontology annotation, cellular component: cyclin/CDK positive transcription elongation factor complex; nucleus. The record is from RefSeq and is a predicted model, not a curated record. Gene Ontology annotation, molecular function: cyclin-dependent protein serine/threonine kinase activator activity.